AUGACACUUUCCCGCUACUAUGAUGUUUGCCUUCUAGCAGGUGAAAUUCCAGAGGAGAUAGGCAAUUUGCAAAAUCUUCAACAGCUAUUUCUAGGUUCCAAUAACUUAAGUGGUGCAAUUCCAGCUUCAAUCUUCAAUCUUUCAACCGCAAUUAGGAUUAGUCUAACUGGGAAUAACCUUUCAGGUUAUCUACCAUCAACCAUUGGCCAUGGAGUUCCCAACUUGAUGGAUCUUUACUUAGGGUCAAAUGAACUUACUGGAACAAUCCCCACCUCCAUCACCAAUGCUUCCAAGCUCGUUAAGCUAGAUCUGCCCUUCAACUCAUUUUCUGGGCUUGUUCCAAAUACAUUUUGCAACUUGAAAUUCCUCGAAUGGCUUAGUCUUGGGUCCAAUAACUUCACCACUGAAUCACCAACUGCAGAAUGGAGCUUUUUGCCUUCUUUGACAAAUUGCAGGAAACUAAAGGGUGUAAUCUUUGAUAAUAACCCACUGUAUGGCGUCAUACCACAUUCAAUCGGCAAUUUAUCUGCAACUCUUGAGUAUUUUUCUGCAAGAAAUUGCAAGAUCAAAGGCAGCAUUCCUACAGAGGUGGGUAACUUGCAUAGCUUGAUAUUAUUAGAUCUUUCCGAAAAUGACUUGAACGGAUUUAUUCCAACAACGAUGGGAAAUUUGCGGAAUCUCCAACGUCUAGAGAUAAAUAAGAAUAAUUUUUCGGGAUUCAUUCCUUACGAGCUUUGCAAAUUACACAUGAUAGGUGAACUGCAGUUAAAUGAUAAUAUGCUCUCAGGACCAAUACCAACAUGCAUGGCGAAUUUGACUUCUUUGAGAGAUCUACAGUUAGGUUCCAACAAAUUUACCUCUAGCAUACCCCCAUCAUUGUGGACUCUUCAGUUUAUCUUGCAGGUAAACUUGUCAUCGAAUUCAUUGAGUGGUUUUUUAUCUCUAGGCAUACAGAAUUUGAAGGUCUUGAGAAAUCUAGAUUUGUCAAAAAAUCUUUUGUCAGGAAACAUUCCCACCACCCUUGGGGGCCUUCAAUCUCUUGAAACUCUAUCUUUGGCAGACAAUGGAUUUGAAGGUGCCAUCCCCAACACAUUUGGGGCAUUGAUAAGCUUGGUAUCCUUAGAUCUCUCUAACAAUAGUCUUUCAGGUGAAAUUCCCAAAUCAUUAGAGGCCCUCACCUAUCUCAAGAACUUCAAUGUCUCUGUAAAUAAUUUACGAGGGAAGAUUCCCAACAAAGGUCCUUUCGAAACAUUCUCUGCUCAAUCAUUCUUGUUAAAUCAUGCAUUGUGCAGUUUGCCGAGGCAAGGGGUUCCUCUUUGCAAGGUUGACGCCAUCAAAGGUUCAAAAACACUAAUAAUGAAAUAUAUUUUGUCUUCAAUCCUGCCAGUUUUAAUGGCAAUGGUUGUAUCAUUUAUCUUCAUCAGGCAUUAUUAUAGAAGAAAACAUUCUUCAGUUAAUGGAGUUGAUUUGUUACCUUUAGCAACAUGGAGAAGAACAUCAUAUUUAGAAAUUCAACAAGCCACUGAUAAUUUUAGUGAAUGCAACUUGCUUGGUAUUGGCAGCUUUGGUUCAGUAUUCAAAGGGAUACUUUCAGAUGGAACUAUAGUUGCAAUAAAGGUCUUUAGUUUGCAAGUAGAAAGAGAACUUAGAAGCUUUGAUUCUGAAUGUGAAGUAUUACGCAACAUUCGUCAUCGAAAUCUCAUAAAAGUCUUGAGCAGUUGUUGUAACAUCGAUUUUAAGGCCUUGAUACUCGAAUUCAUGUCGAAUGGUAGUCUUGAGAAGUGGUUGUAUUCUCACAACUAUUUUCUGGAUAUGCUACAAAGGUUGAACAUAAUGAUAGAUGUUGCAUCAGCCCUUGAAUAUCUCCAUCAUGAUUAUUCAACACCAGUCAUCCAUUGUGAUUUGAAGCCUCAGAAUAUCUUAUUAGAUGAAGAUAUGGUUGCCCAUGUGAGUGAUUUCGGCAUUUCCAAGCUCUUAGAUGAAGGAGAUUCGAAGACACAAACCCUUACACUAGCAACUAUGGGGUAUAUGGCACCAGAGUAUGGAUCAAUGGGGAUUGUGUCCACAAGAGGAGAUGUCUACAGUUUUGGAAUUUUGUUGAUAGAAACUUUCACAAGAAAAAAGCCCACAGAUGAGAUGUUUGCUGGAGAAAUGAGCUUAAAGAACUUGGUGGAGGCAUCAUUGCCUGAUGCAGUUACAGAAGUUGUGGAUGCUAAUCUGUUAAGAGAUGAGAAUGGUUUUGUUGCCAAAGUGAAUUGCAUGUUAAGCAUCAUGAAUUUGGCUUUGAAUUGCUCCAGAUGCCUUGGCAAAACUCAAGAAGAUCAGAUUGCAAUUUCAGCGAGAUGUAAGAGGUCCCUAAAUAAAUGUUGUAAUAUACAGCAUUACUUCAACACAUUGAACCAAACGCACAGUUUUGAGAUGGCCUUUAAGCUUCCACUGAAGAUCAGUGCAUCUGUUUUGUGGCGUCGGCAUAUGCUGCAACUGCAGCAUCUGGGGUCAUGCUUUGGUAAUGAGAAGGCAACCGAGCAGCUUGUUGUGAUGCAUAGUAAACUUGUUCACGAGCAGGAUUUGCGUUCUCAUAGCCAUUCUUCUGAGCCUCAUCGUGAACACGAAUCGGUUAGUUUGCCGAGUUUAAUUUUUCUUCAUGCUUCUUUGAGUAGUGAUUGCUGCGACUUUAGAAGGAGAAUUCUGGAUAGGCGGUGCACAUGUUUUUGGAUUCUUAAAGAGGCAGCUGCAACCUGUACAAGGCUGGGGCAAAAUUGUGGAAUCUUGUAG
Mangifera indica (mango) is the source of this 2775-nucleotide messenger RNA. Its product is annotated as receptor kinase-like protein Xa21. Gene Ontology annotation, biological process: protein phosphorylation. The record is from RefSeq and is a predicted model, not a curated record. NCBI's taxonomy places the organism in Eukaryota, Viridiplantae, Streptophyta, Magnoliopsida, Sapindales, Anacardiaceae. The transcript is spliced from 5 exons. Gene Ontology annotation, molecular function: protein kinase activity; protein binding; ATP binding. Bases 1 to 2775 code for a protein of 924 amino acids.